AUGGUGUUCAAGACUCCAAACAACAGGCUGACUUUGAAGAUGGAUCUGAACAAAGAUGGAUUAUCAGUGCCAAAGAACUACCAGCAUAACUUGGCCUUGGCCUUUGCUGUAAAAGAGCUCAAUGAGAAUCCUAACAUCUUACCAAACAUCACUUUGGGUUUCCACAUCCUCAACAGCUACUAUUUGGGGAGGAUGACCUUUAAAGCUAGCCUGAGUUUGCUUUCUUCACAGCACAGAUUUGUCCCCAAUUUCAAGUGUGAUGCACAGAACAAUCCAAUUGCAGUCAUUGGAGGACUGGAGUCAGAAACAUCUGCCAAUAUCGCCACCCUACUCAGGAUUUACAAGAUGCCGCAGCUCACUUAUGGAUCCUUUUCUCUCAUUGAGGGUAACACAUUGUUGCUCGAUUCCAUUUAUCAGAUGGUUCCCAACGAAGCUACACAAUACAUGACAGUCAUCCGGCUAUUGCAUCACUUCAAAUGGACAUGGAUUGUGUUGAUUGCUGCAGAUGAUGAUAAUGGGGACACGUUCUUGAAGAUCCUGAUGCCAGUGCUUUCUGAGAAUGGCAUCUGUGUUAACUUCACUGUAAGACUGCCAAAACAGACUUACUUACAAGAUGGGGUGGAGGUGUUUGCAAAGCAGAGAGAGUAUUUUACUGUUUAUUUCCAAACUAAAGCCAAUGUAUGUUUUCUAUAUGGAGAGAACUCUUCCGUGUUAAGUCUGAGAAUGUUGUUGUUCUUAGGCCCUUUCAUUUCAUUUCCACCAGUGCAUAAAGUGUGGCUUAUUACAUGCCAUUGGGACUUUGAAUCACUCUCCUUCCAAAGAGUCUGGGAUAUAGAGGCCUUCCAUGGUGCUAUAUCUUUUGCUGUUCACUCCAAUCAACCACCAGGAUUCCAAACAUUCCUUCAGUCCCUAAGUCCUUCCUGGGCAAAAGGAGAUGGUUUUAUCCAGAACUUCUGGGAGCAGGCAUUCAGUUGUUCCUUGGGAAAUCUCGAUGUUCAUGGGGACAACAAGGAAAUGUGUACUGGAGAUGAGAAGUUGGACUCCAUUCCAAAGACUUUGUUUGAAAUGAGCAUGACUGGUCACAGCUACAAUGUCUACAAUGCUGUCUAUGCAGCAGCACAUGUUUUGCAUUCUAUCUAUAUAUUCAGAACUGGACGCAGAAGAAUGGAAGAAGAAAGGACUCUAGGAUUUCAGAAUGUGCAGUCAUGGCAGCUGCAUCGUUUUCUAAGAAGUAUUAUGUUCAACAACAGUGCUGGAGACACUGUGAGUUUUGACGAAAAUGGAGAACUGAGAGUUGGUUUUGACAUUACCAACUGGGUAACAUUCCCAAAUGGAUCUUUCAUGAGAGUGAAAGUGGGAAAGCUGGAUCUUCAGGCUCCACAAGAUGAAAAGCUGACCAUUCAUGAUGAUCAAAUUGUGUGGCAUAGAACCUUUAACCAGGGAGUGCCUGUUUCUGUCUGCAAUGAAAACUGUUGGCCUGGGUACAGCAGGAAAAAGAAAGAAGGGGAGAAAUUUUGCUGCUAUGAUUGUGUUCCAUGUCCAGAAGGAAUGAUCUCUGAGAAGAAGGACAUGGAUACCUGUGUCAAAUGUCCACCUGAUCAUUAUCCCAAUCAUCACCAAAAUGGCUGUGUUCCCAAAUAUAUAAGCUUCCUUUCUUACAAAGAACCAUUAGGCACUCUCUUAGCGACCUUUGCUAUUUUCUUCUCUCUGGUUUCAGUUAUGGUGCUUGGGAUAUUUGUGAAGCACCAGGACAGUCCCAUAGUCAAAGCCAACAACCGAAACCUUACCUAUAUUCUUCUAAUCUCCCUUGUUCAUUGCUUCCUCUCCUCUUUGCUGUUCAUUGGACAGCCUGGAAAAGCGACCUGCCUUCUCCGACAAACAACUUUUGGCAUCAUAUUCUCGAUAGCCAUUUCUAGUGUGUUAGCCAAAACCUUGACUGUAGUUUUGGCCUUCAUGUCUACCAGACCAGGAUCUAGGAUGAGGCCAUUGGUAGGGAAAAGACUGGCCUAUUCUGUUAUCUUUUCCUGCUCCCUUCUUCAAGUAGGCAUUUGUGUUCUUUGGCUAAGUACUUCCCCUCCAUUCCCAGAUAGAGACAUGCUCUCAAUGAAUGACAAAAUCAUACUGGAAUGUAACGAGGGCUCAACAGCCAUGUUUUACUGUGUCUUGGGCUACAUGGGCUUCCUGGCUACAGUCGGCUUCGUUGUGGCUUUUUUUGCCAGGAAGUUACCAGACACUUUCAAUGAAGCCAAAUUUAUCACUUUCAGCUUGUUACUCUUUUGUAGUGUUUGGCUGUCUUUUAUCCCUACUUACUUAAGCACCAAAGGAAAAUCCAUGGUGGCUGUGGAGAUCUUCUCCAUUUUAGCUUCUGGUGCUGGAUUACUGGCUUGCAUUUUUUCUCCAAAGUGUUACAUCAUUGUCCUGAAGCCUGAGCUAAAUAAUAAGGAAAUCUUAAUAAAGAAGAAAAAAUGA
Messenger RNA from Gekko japonicus, 2469 nucleotides. Its product is annotated as vomeronasal type-2 receptor 26-like. Gene Ontology annotation, cellular component: membrane. Gene Ontology annotation, biological process: G protein-coupled receptor signaling pathway. The transcript has 6 exons. The coding region runs from base 1 to 2469 and encodes 822 amino acids. Gene Ontology annotation, molecular function: G protein-coupled receptor activity. The record is from RefSeq and is a predicted model, not a curated record. NCBI's taxonomy places the organism in Eukaryota, Metazoa, Chordata, Lepidosauria, Squamata, Gekkonidae.